GCUGUCCAGUGGUUAGCCCGUGUUGUGAUCCCGGUGUGUUGGGGGCACUUAACGACCGUGUGUAGCGUGAUUGCUUGGACUUUGUGCGACAGAAGUGCUACGAGAACCUGCUACGUCUCGUAGAGGCCGCCUUCACGGAAAAGCUCAAGUGACCAUAUGAGUGGUCGGUGACGCGAGAACACAGCAGCGUUAGAAGAUGAAGCCCCGGGGGGCGAGGGUCAUGCAUGCCUUCACUGCGCUCACCAUGCUCACCAUGGCCAAUGCUCAAACAACUUGCAACCAGGGAAUGGGAAGGGUCAUGUAUGAAAGACUACCCAAUCAACAGCUACAUGGAUUCGAUGAUGAUGUUGUACGCGAGACGGCGCCACCUUUUCGUGUCUUGGAGAAAUGCCAGGAUUUGUGUCUGCGUGACCGUUCUGGUAACAGCCUGGUUAGGACUUGCAACUCUAUUGAUUUCCAACCUGGUGCCAGAAUAGCUGCGUUCAGCCCUGAACCAGAAUAUGAGGAGUCCACUUGCUAUCUCACUAGGGAACAGGCCGCUCCCGAAGGUAUCGGGACCCUCAUGAUUGUACCGAACAGCGUCCAUUUCAAUGAAAUCUGCCUGACAUCCGAACGUCGUUGUGAUGGCUUAGCAGUUUUCAUUAAAGAAGAAAACAAGCGCCUCGGCGGGCCGUUCGAAGCCGACGUGUUUUCAAACAUGACUCUUGAUGAAUGUCAAGCAAUGUGUGUUCGGGCUGAGAAAUAUUUCUGCCGCUCCAUCGAGCAUGAUGCUAUGACUCGCCAAUGCGUUUUGUCUGAGGAAGACUCAGUUUCACAGAAAGACGACGUGACUGUUAGCGCAUCUCCCACCCAUCACUUCUACGACCUUGUUUGCUUGGACAAUCUCUCUCAUCGGGUGACAGCUCGUGGCACGGAGUACCCGGACAACAGUGUGACGUCACACCUGUUUUCUCCCGGACGUCGCCCGGACACGGCCUUCCAGAGGUACAGGAACAGUCGGAUUACUGGAGAGUUCCACUCGGAGAUCACCGGCCGAUCCCUCAGCGAGUGUUUGGAUGAAUGUUUGAGGCAGACCAGCUUCCAGUGCAGUAAUAGACUAAUGGGUAAUUGCAAGACUUGCAAGACUUGCAAGACACUUGCUGCAAGACCAAGACCAAGACCAAGGCUGGGAGCGCAAGACCAAGACCAAGACCAAGACCAGGUGUAUUGGUGCAAGACCAAGACCAAGACCAAGACUGGCUAA
This is a messenger RNA of Spodoptera exigua (beet armyworm), 1243 nucleotides long. The record is from the annotation of a GenBank genome assembly. Lineage: Eukaryota; Metazoa; Arthropoda; Insecta; Lepidoptera; Noctuidae.